AUGAACGAGCAAUGUUAUAUAUUACCAGGAGAAUUUGGUGUAGUUGUUCAGGUUAUUAUUGGGUUUGUGUCAUUGAGUAUAUUACUAACUAAAUUUAUUUUGGAGAAACCUAGAAGAACAUUUGUCAAAUUCAUAAAAGAUGUAAUUGUUAUAUUAUGUGGAUCAACAACACUUCAUUUUGUUAAUAUAUUUUUAUGUAUAUUUAUUUUUCAAUAUCAUAUUUUAUCAUAUAUAAGCAAAAUUGAUAUGGAUGAGUGUUCUAUAUAUUUUAUUCAGAUUAUAAUUGAUGCAAGCGUAGGUUUAUAUUUGGAAUAUAAAAUAUUUUCAUUAUUUAAAUUCUUGAAAUUUAGAAAGGAAUAUUUAUAUAAUAAUUCCAGCUUAUCUGUUUAUAAGCCCGUUGAUGCACUAUCGCAUUAUUCUUCUUUUGUAAAAUUUGCAAACAAUAAUAACGUACAGAAAUAUGAUGAUAAUAAGAGUAAUAGUAAUGAUGACAACAGGAAUAACCGUGUACUAUUUAUUGGAACAUAUUCAUCUAAUUUAAAGGAGUAUGUAAGAGAAGAAAAUAGUAGCACCUUCAGCUCAAAUAAUUCAAAAAAUGAAAAAGGUAAAGAUAAUAAUAAUAAUAAUAAGGAAGUAUAUGAAAAUAAAAUAUUUAAGGAAAACUACAUUUUUAACACUGAUAAUAUUGUUCAUAAUUGUACUACAUAUGACGAGGCAGGACACGCAGAACAAGCAGAUGAUAAGGUUUCAAGACAACACGUAGAAUAUGAUGAAAAAUAUGGUGGACAUGAUAAAUAUGAGAAAUAUGGUGGUGGAAAUUAUGAAGAUUAUAAAAAUGAACUGAAAUUGCUAACGGAUGAACUCCAAGAUGAAGAUGUCCAUAUAGAAUUAAAUGAAAAUAUGCAAUUUAAUGAAGAUGAAAUAAUUAUAUAUGAAAAUAAAAAUUCAGAUAUGCCCAAACACUUUGAAGAGAAAUAUAUAGACUUGAAUUUAUUUCAAAGUGUACUUUUAUGGAUAUCUGUAAUUUUAACGGCAAAAAGUAUAUCAUUACUUCUUUUUUUUCUUUUUUCACCAAUCUUUAAUAUACUUGUCCUACAUUCAGUAGCACAUAUUAGUGAUAUGCGAUAUAAACUUCUAGUAGUAAUGAUUAUAGUACCAUUCUUUUUCAAUUUUAUCAUAUAUUUCUUUACUGAUUGCAUAAUUAAAAGACAAUAUCCACAUGGGAAUGUAAGUAACGACAAGAUAUAA
This is a messenger RNA of Plasmodium malariae, 1248 nucleotides long. RefSeq names its product conserved Plasmodium protein, unknown function. The transcript has a single exon. The coding region runs from base 1 to 1248 and encodes 415 amino acids. Lineage: Eukaryota; Apicomplexa; Aconoidasida; Haemosporida; Plasmodiidae. The record is from RefSeq and is a predicted model, not a curated record. Gene Ontology annotation, cellular component: membrane.